AUGGAACCUGUGAAUGAUACACACAUUUCAGAAUUUUUUCUUCUUGGCAUAUCAAAUGAACCAGAACUGCAGCCCCUCAUAUUUGGGCUUUUCCUCUCCAUGUACCUGAUCACUGUGUUUGGAAACCUGCUCAUCUUCCUGGCUGUCAGCUUAGACUCCCAUCUCCACGCACCCAUGUACUUCUUCCUUUCCAACCUGUCCUUUGUAGACAUCUGUUUCACCUCCACCACUAUCCCAAAGAUGCUGUGGAACAUCCAGAAGCAGAGCAAAGGUAUAAGUUAUGGAGGCUGCAACAGCCAAAUAUACUUUUUACUACUCUUCGCUGGAUUGGAUGACUUUCUCUUGGCUGUGAUGGCCUAUGACCGGUUUGUGGCCAUCUGCCACCCCCUGCACUACACAGUCAUCAUGAACCCCCGGCUCUGUGGACUGCUGGUGCUGCUGUCCUGGUUAGUGAGUGUCCUGAAUUCCUUGGUGCUAACUUUACUGAUGUUGCGACUGUCCUUCUGUAGAGUCCUGGAGAUCCCACACUUUUUCUGUGAACUCAAUCAGGUGGUCCGAGGGGCCUGUUGUGACACCUCCCUUAAUGACGUGAUGGUGUAUGUUGAAUCUGGGCUGCUGGGUGGUGUUCCAUUCAUUGGCAUACUUUACUCUUACUCUAAGAUAAUUUCUGCCAUACGAGGAAUCUCAUCAGCUCGGGGGAAGUACAAAGCAUUUUCCACCUGUGCAUCUCACCUCUCUGUUGUGGCCUUAUUUUAUUGUACAGUCCUAGCAGUGUACCUUAGCCCUGCUGAUACCCACAGCUCAUUUUCAAGCAUAACAUCUUCAGUGAUGUACAAUGUGGCCACACCCAUGCUGAACCCCUUCAUCUACAGUCUGCGGAAUAAAGACAUAAAGGGGGCUCUGAAAAGAUUCAUUGGACUCUAA
Molecule: messenger RNA, 924 nt
Organism: Hippopotamus amphibius kiboko
Lineage: Eukaryota; Metazoa; Chordata; Mammalia; Artiodactyla; Hippopotamidae
Product: olfactory receptor 7A17-like
Exons: 1
Coding region: 1-924 (307 amino acids)
Biological process (GO): G protein-coupled receptor signaling pathway
Cellular component (GO): membrane
Molecular function (GO): G protein-coupled receptor activity; olfactory receptor activity
Source: RefSeq, a predicted model, not a curated record